Molecule: messenger RNA, 1384 nt
Organism: Fulmarus glacialis (Northern fulmar)
Lineage: Eukaryota; Metazoa; Chordata; Aves; Procellariiformes; Procellariidae
Product: tumor necrosis factor receptor superfamily member 1A-like
Exons: 9
Biological process (GO): inflammatory response; signal transduction
Cellular component (GO): signaling receptor complex; membrane raft; mitochondrion
Molecular function (GO): tumor necrosis factor binding; tumor necrosis factor receptor activity
Source: RefSeq, a predicted model, not a curated record
GUUAUCCUAACAUUUGUCUGUGUGUUGACAAAGGAAUCUGUAGAAAUUGCUCCAGUGCCAUAUACACUGCAGGUCCAUCGGGUAGCUUUGGAUGGAAGAGACUCCUCUAACCCCUUGAGGAGAGAAAGGAGGCAGGUGCAGUGUCCACUAGGACAAUACCUACAUCCCAGAGAGACCCACUGCUGCAUGAGGUGCCAUGCAGGUACCUACAAGGCAAAAGACUGUGAUCGGCCUGACCAGGCACCUGUCUGUCUUCCAUGUGCUAAUGGCACAUUCACAGCUGUUGAUAACACCAUGUCUAAAUGCUUCCAGUGUACACAUUGCCGUACAGAAUUCCAGCAGAUAGUAGAGACCCCCUGCACCCCAAAGCAAGAUACCGUAUGCGGCUGUCGGAAGAAUCAAUAUCAGAUUGGCCUGUCCGAUCUCUUCCAGUGUAGGAACUGCAGCUUGUGUGUCAAUGGGAUUAUUGCCAACUGUUCAAAGAACAGAGACACGAUUUGCAGGUGUAAGCCUCGAUUCUUCCUGACACUUAGUAACGUUUGCAAGCCUUGCAACAGCUGCAUUGGAGAAGAAUGCUUGCAGUGUCAUAGCCCAGUGACUACCUCACCGACUUCGUCUGGGUUGAAUGGGAGCCUUGUCCUUGGCAUCAUCGUUGCAAUAUUUGGAGUUAUCUCUGUCCUCUACAUUGUAAAUAAAGUAGUGAAGCUGGUCCAGGAAAAUGGGAUAGCAUCAUCUUUCUACUCCUGUGUUUCUUUGCCGCAGACAACUAAGGAGCCAGUGUCCGAGGUUGAGGUAAAAAGAAGUGAAAUUUCCAUCCUUCUUCCCGAGUCCCAGAAGGAAACAGAAUUGUCAGUGAAUGCAACGCCACCACCUGCACCUCUACCGCAAAGUUCACAUGAGUUACCAGACUGUGUCAGACCUGCCAGGAAGACACAGCUUCCAGACAACCGUGCUAUUCUCUACACUGUGGUGGAUCACGUACCGCCAUCUCGGUGGAAAGAGUUUGUGAGGCGUCUGGGUCUGAGUGACUAUGAUCUAGAGCGAAUUGAGAUGGAGCAUCGGCAUUUACGAGAUGCCCAGUAUGAAAUGCUUAGACUGUGGAAACUGCAGAUGGGCCACGCUGCAACUGUGGAGCACAUCAGCUAUGUACUCAACCAGAUGGAGCUGAGUGGCUGCAGUGAAGCUAUUCAAGAGGCUUUGCUAAACCAGAACUCUCCGCAACCUUGCAGCCUCCACAGCCAUCUUUAAUCUAUUUCUGCUUUAGUUGCCCUUGCUAUGGCUGUUACGAAAGGAUCAUAACUCCCUUCCUUUCCUGUCUUCCUUUUCCCAUGCCUCCCUAUCUUUCUAACACUCCUUAACUGGGUUUGUUGGGGACAGCAGCAGA